AUGCACACAAAUGGGUUGUCCAAUACUCUAAAGAACUUGAAAAGUCUUGGGCCAAAAAGUGACUCAAGUCUUUUCGACAUGACUCGCUUAUCAAAAAGCCUUCAAUUGAAUGACUCGAGAAAAAAAUCAAAGAAAGCCUCCGGAGACAAAGAUCUUCUGUCUAGGAGAGGUAGUGUUCCUGAAAAUACCUGCAGUGACACCGAUCUUGAAGGUGAUUCAGAAGCUGUGGAUCUUCUGGAAAUCGACUUUCCUGAAGGAGGGAUAAAAGCAUGGUGCUCGGUGUUGGGAUCGUUCCUUGGGUUAACCUGUACUUUUGGAAGUAUGAACAGUACUUCUGCCAUUGAAACUUACAUUUCUCGUAACCAGUUAAGCAACGUAUCCGCGUCGGUGGUUGGAUGGAUUUUCUCGAUUUACAUGUGUAUUGGGUUAUUAUGUGGGAUUUUGACUGGGGAUUUUUUCGACCGCAGAGGCCCAAGACCGCCAAUCUUCCUUGGUGGUGUGCUUUCAUUCAUUGGUAUGUUUAUAACCGGUAGCUGUACUGAGAUUUACCAAUUUAUUCUUGCAUUCGGGGUCGUUGCUGGCUUGGGUAGUGCCGUUCAGUUUUCCAGCUUAAUCGGGAUCAUUAGUCAUUACUUCAAUAAGAAAAGAGGAAUUGCUAUUGGUAUCGCGACUAUCGGGGGUUCUGUAGGUGGGGCCAUUUUCCCAAUCAUGUUGAGAAAGUUGUAUUCCAACUUAGGUUUUACCUGGGCAAUGAGAAUCUUUGCCUUUGUGGUUUUGUUCUUGGAUAUUGGUGCUUUUGUAUUUAUCACCCCUAGGUUCCCACCGAAGAAAAAUACGAAAAAGGGAGCCAGUUUUUCCCAAAAGGUCUCAACCUUCUUCAAGAAGGUCUUGGAUGUUGAAGCCUUCAAAGACCCACGAUUCUCCUUCUGUGUUCUUGCCGUUACUUUUUCAGAAGUUUUUCUUGUGACCUCUAUGACUUAUUAUGGUUCCUACGCUUUAUUCAGAGGAAACUCGGAAGAUACCGCAUACUUGCUCAUUACUGUUAUGAAUGCCAGUGGGAUAGUUGCUAGAAUUGCCGCAGGGUACUUAUCUGACAAAGUUGGGAAAUUCAACCUUAUGACAAUCAUGAUAUUCCUUUCUUCAUUGUUCUGUUUGGUCAUUUGGUUACCUUUAGGUCACCUAACUGGUGGGUUAUAUGCCUUCUCAGUAGUGUAUGGGAUUUUCUCUUCAGCAGUGUUGAGUUUGACCCCGUUAUGUGUGGGACAAAUUAGUAGAGUGGAAGAUUUUGGUAAAAAAUACUCUACCUGUUAUUUCGUGGUGGCUCUUGGAACCUUGGUGGGUCUUCCUAUCUCUGGUCUUUUCAUUGGUAGUAACCCAACUUCCAGAAAUUACGAUAAUUUCAUUAUUUUCCUAUCGGUAUUGGGUUUUACAGGGGUGGUCUGCUGGCUUAUCUCUCGAUGGUAUGCCGUCAAGUUCAAGUUGUGUAUUUACUAA
Messenger RNA from Saccharomycopsis crataegensis, 1494 nucleotides. Its product is annotated as MCT family MFS transporter. Gene Ontology annotation, molecular function: transmembrane transporter activity. Gene Ontology annotation, cellular component: membrane. Lineage: Eukaryota; Fungi; Ascomycota; Saccharomycetes; Ascoideales; Saccharomycopsidaceae. Gene Ontology annotation, biological process: transmembrane transport. The record is from RefSeq and is a predicted model, not a curated record. Bases 1 to 1494 code for a protein of 497 amino acids. The transcript has a single exon.